Messenger RNA from Didymodactylos carnosus, 444 nucleotides. The record is from the annotation of a GenBank genome assembly. Lineage: Eukaryota; Metazoa; Rotifera; Eurotatoria; Philodinida; Philodinidae.
AUGAAAGUGUUAAUUGGUUAUCGAUGUCCAACUAUUUCAACUGAUAGUUCAAAUAAGAUAAAAUAUUUACCAAAUUUAAGUUAUGAUCCAGUUGGCUUACAGAUUGAAAUAGUCAUGUAUAAACCAGGCACAAUUAUUGUUGGUUCCAAUAUUGUUAGUGCAGAAACACUUCAAAAAUGGCGAAAUACAAUGAAGCAAAUGGCUAACAUUUUAAAUAUCAGUCAUUAUCGAACACCAAGUGUCAAUGCACCAUUUGUUGCACAAUACAUCAUUGAAAAGUUAAAUUUUAGUAAUGAUAAGAGAGAAAAUAUAUUAUCGCCUGUUAUUGGAUGUGGUGCAAUCGGAAAGCAUGUUAUUCAACGAUUAAUUCAUGAAGGGCACACGGUUAUUGUUUAUGGUCCAUCGUUAGCCAAUUGUUCGUCUCGAGCCAGAAAAUGUUGCUAG